Messenger RNA from Egretta garzetta (little egret), 1592 nucleotides. RefSeq names its product ras-related protein Rab-18-B. The record is from RefSeq and is a predicted model, not a curated record. Gene Ontology annotation, molecular function: GTP binding; GTPase activity. Bases 76 to 549 code for a protein of 157 amino acids. The transcript is spliced from 5 exons. NCBI's taxonomy places the organism in Eukaryota, Metazoa, Chordata, Aves, Pelecaniformes, Ardeidae.
UGACGGGCCCUGGCCGGCUCCUGACGGGCCUUCCCUUCUUCUUACGCCUUAGGUGUUGAUUUUAAAGUGAAGAAGAUGGUGGUAGACGGCCAUGUGGUCCAGCUUGCGAUAUGGGACACAGCAGGACAGGAGCGCUUUAGAACACUGACUCCCAGUUAUUACCGCGGAGCUCAAGGGGUUGUUUUAGUGUAUGAUGUUACAAGAAAAGACACUUUCGCAGGACUAGAGAGCUGGCUGAAUGAGCUGGAAAUGUAUACCUCCAAAAGCAACACUGUGAAGAUGUUAGUUGGCAAUAAAACCGAUAAGCCUGAUCGUGAAGUAGAGAGAAAAGAAGGACUCCAGUUUGCUAGGAAACGCUCGCUGCUUUUUAUAGAGACCAGUGCCAAGACGCAGGAUGGAGUGCAACAUGCCUUUGAGGAACUAGUUUUAAAGAUCCUGCAGACACCAGAUCUUUGGGAUAAAAGCACAGAGAAGCGGGGAGUCCAGCUAAUGGAAUCGUCAGCACAGCAGCAGAAAAGCUUAUGUGGUGCAUACUGCCCACUUGCUUAAAUCUACAGGUGGCUGUUCUGUCUGAAUAGACUUUUUCUUAAAAAUGGGGGAGCCAAGCGCUAGUCUGUGCCUUGCUUGACCCGCCACCAGUUGUGUAGAUGCAAACCCCAAACUGAUUAGCAAAAUACAUUUCUCUUCAUUAACAAAAUAGAAUUUCUAUUUCCCUUAUGCACAGCUGGUAUCUCCAGAUAUUUUUCUGGUAACUGUCAGAUUUUCCACUAUUAAAUCAUAAUGCUUCUUAGAGUAUUGUGCUUCUGCUGUACAGCAUUCAACAUGGGCUUUUUCUGAAAUUCCUGCCUUAGCAUAACAUAAGGUAGUACUCCAUUUUGGAAAAUUAUUGAACAGCUUUGCUUCCCCAGAAUGGCGUGGGAGCCUUUUAGGCAACCAUGUUCCCUUAAAUGUAGUUAACAGUCAGGAGUCACCCUGAGCAGUGACACUGUUUCCCUAUUUCAGAUGGUUUUAAGUAGUCAAAAUUGCUACGUGUUCCCAAAUAAUAAGUUGAGUUAUUACUUAAUAUUAGGGUUAUAGUGAAGAGGCAUAUCUAUUAACGUUUGGCAGGAAAAAAACCCCUUCCUGUGCAGUACACUGUAAGUUACCCCUUGCUGCUCUUAAAUACUUUGUGCCGAGGAUCAGUGGUGAAAUGGAGCAGUCAUUUGGGGCUGGUGUACACUGUGGAUCCUUUUUGCAGUGAACGGGGCUCUCUGCAAACAGGUGUUCCUGCCCUCAUUCAGCAGCUGCAGGGCUCAAAUUAAAUUUAAUAUAAAAUGUGCUGGUUAUGGAAGACUUUCCACUAGGAUGAGUCUGUCUAUUGCCAGUCCCAUUAUGAAGUUCUGCCAGAUAACAGCCUCUUUACCUUUUCCCCCCCAUUAAACUCACUGCCUUUUCUUAAAAACAAACUGAGUCACGGAAGCUGUUAGCCUAGACUCUGAUCUUGGUAGCAAUGCCUCUAAAAGACUUCUGGUAGGCUGCCUGUAAUGCUGUAAAAGUAUCAGAUUUGGGGAUAAUAUUAAAAACAUUUAAAAUGUAAACUGAAAUGCUUGUUU